Athalia rosae (coleseed sawfly) is the source of this 3126-nucleotide messenger RNA. RefSeq names its product exosome component 10 (gene Rrp6). Gene Ontology annotation, molecular function: 3'-5'-RNA exonuclease activity; nucleic acid binding; nucleotide binding. NCBI's taxonomy places the organism in Eukaryota, Metazoa, Arthropoda, Insecta, Hymenoptera, Athaliidae. The transcript is spliced from 6 exons. The record is from RefSeq and is a predicted model, not a curated record. Gene Ontology annotation, biological process: nuclear polyadenylation-dependent antisense transcript catabolic process; nuclear polyadenylation-dependent CUT catabolic process; exonucleolytic trimming to generate mature 3'-end of 5.8S rRNA from tricistronic rRNA transcript (SSU-rRNA, 5.8S rRNA, LSU-rRNA). Bases 154 to 2868 code for a protein of 904 amino acids. Gene Ontology annotation, cellular component: nuclear exosome (RNase complex); nucleolus.
CUCUAUAGGAAAGUUUAUGUAUAGUGCGUGAAGAAAAAUUCAAUGAGGUGAUUGGAGGGAGGCGAGGAUGGUUCAAAGAAGUGCUCGUGGUCCACGAUUAACCUAAAAAAUAUUGAAACAUUUUUUGGGACCGUUUGGUAAUUGUUGUAAAACAUGAGUUCUGUUACGAAUGAGCAAGUUCUGAAUAAAGGGAACGAUGAGGUCAAAAGCGAAUUGAAAAACUCUCAGGAAGUGGAGGUCGUAGAAAUUCUACCGGGAUACACAAAGUUCGACGACUUCGUCAAUGCCGGAUUUGAGGCGUUAAAGAAUGGUAUCAAAGUAGCCAACAGCUUUCCGAGUGGUCAAAAGUACGAUUAUUACAACUGCUUUCCAAAUUUUCGCAAUAUUGUUAACGGCGAAAUCAAAAAUGUUUUGGAUUGCAUGCAAAAUGUUAUCGGAGCUACCGGUGUCAGAGGUAACAUUAGACGUCGUGAUAUUGAAGAAAAAUUCGAACUUCUGGUCGAAGCUAAUGACAUUCUUCUUGAGAGAGCAGGAAUAUGUAUGGAUGAAGCAUCUGGAAUCCUUAGAAAUCCAGACUUGGAAUUGGUGGUAUCACAGAGUACGCCCGUAGCUGUGAGUGGUAGCUGGAAUAAUCCUACUUCUUGUUCAGAGACUCAGCAGUCAAAAUUAGCAAGCAAUCAGUCCCCAGUGAUUCGAUUACUGGCAGCAAAGAAUAUUCAACGACCGCAGCUGAAGUUUGAGGAUAAAAUUGACAACAGCUCCAACACUCUCUGGCAACCCAGAAUUAGCGAUAAACCAAACUCAUUAAAACCAUUAGCUCUCUUCAUAGAAGAAGAUGAAGCCGGAGAGUAUUUCAGCCAUCCAUACGAAUUUGAACUUGAUAGGUUCACACCAGCAAAACAUCAAUUGGACCCACGUAUUCCUGUCAAAUAUAAGUCUUUAGAUGAUACGCCAAUAAUAAUGAUCGAAAGAAAAGAAGAUGUCCAAAUUCUGUUGAACGAUUUGCGUAACCAUACCGAAAUUGCCGUCGAUUUGGAGCAUCAUUCCUAUAGAUCCUUUCUAGGCAUAACAUGUCUGAUGCAAAUAUCAACUAGAGACACAGAUUAUUUAAUUGAUACAUUAACACUUCGGUCGCAUCUGCACGUUUUGAAUGAAAUAUUCACCAAACCGUCUAUUCUCAAAGUCUUUCACGGUGCUGGAAGUGAUAUCGAGUGGCUUCAAAGAGAUUUGUCACUUUAUGUCGUGAAUAUGUUUGACACUCACAUAGCAGCAAAGCAAUUGAACUUACCAUACCUAAGUUUAGCGUAUCUGUUGAAGCAACAUUGUGGGGUCGAUCCAAACAAGCACUUUCAAUUAGCUGAUUGGCGUAUCAGACCUCUACCUGAAGAGUUGAUGAAGUAUGCGAGAGAAGAUACUCAUUAUUUAUUAUAUAUCAAAGAUAAAUUAACAAACGCCUUGUUAGACCAAGCCAAUGGUCAAAGUAAUAUCUUAAAAGCGAUUUAUGACCGAAGUACAGAUAUCUGUAAAAAAGUUUAUAGAAAACCUGUCUGGACGGAGGAUAGUUGUAUGGGCAUCUAUCGUAAGAGCAAGAAGAUCUUUAAUAAUAAACAACUGUACGCACUCAGAGAGUUGCAUAAAUGGCGAGAUAUGAUUAGCAGACAGGAAGAUGACAGUAUUGGCUAUGUUCUACCAAAUCACAUGCUAUUAAACAUGGCCGAAAGCUUACCCCGUGAAAUGCAGGGUAUUUUAGCUUGCUGUAAUCCAAUACCACCGUUGGUACGACAGAAUUCAUUGUGGCUUCAUAAAAUAAUUUUAAAAGCACGGGAGCAGCCCAUGAUCAAACCCAUCCUUGAGGAUGAUAUCAGGCAACGCAUGACCCAACGUCACCAAACCACAGACCUGGAAACUGUGAUUCUGUACUCACCUCACGACAUGCCACAAGGAAUGGAAGUCAGAGCUGAUUUACCAUGUCUACUGGAUCCGAAUCGUUCAGCUGAAAUUCGUCCACUUGAAAAUAAUGUUCCCCAUUGUGUUACAGUGUUCGACAGUCCCCUGCAGUCAGAGGAUGAAGAUGCGGAUGGAAGUAGUAGGAGAUGUAAAAAAAGAACGGUGUUCAUCAGUCCUUUUGAACGUUAUAAACGUGUAUUACCAAUGAUAGCUGCAGAAGAAGCUAAGGAAAGAGAAAAGCAAGAGAAGCAAGAAUCCGAUCGAUUAAAAUCAUUAGAUAAAAGUCAGAAGGAAACAAUAGAAAGUAUUGAAAGGGUACAUGAACACUUUAUGAAUGUAGUCACAGCAGUGACCGUUCCGGUCAGGGAAGAGCAACCGGCUACUGUUAGUUCCACUCAACCUGCAGAAUCUAUAAACACAAAUAAAAAGGACUAUAAAUCGUUGAGUCAGAUGAAGGGUAGGAAACGGAAACGUCAGUCGAAUUACCACGAUGAUGUUCAGCCCACGACGUCGCAAAUCGAUUUAUCAACGCCGGUACCUUUUCUACAUAAAAAAGCCCAGCCAAAUCACAAGCAAGACGGAAAAAAUGUCAGGUCAGAUACACCUCGAAAACAGAAACCAAGAAGCCGAUCAAAUUUUGUGGAGGACGUACCUCAUGGUGAAAAUAACGUUGGACCUUCCUUCAAAGCUAUGAGAAACAACACGAAGCGCGAGAAGCAAGCAAACCGGAAUAAUUUGGCAAGCCGAGGUAUGCUGCCGGAGCAAUCGUUUGAUUAUAAAAAUGUUGACUUUAGUAGUUUUCAAGGAGGCAGUCGCACGCAAAAUCGUGGGCAGUUACCUUUCCAGGCCCAGAACAAGAAAAAAAAUUUCAGAGGAAAUCGAGGAAAAGGAAACAGGGGUAAGAAGCAAAAAUGGAACUGAUGUUCACAGGUAUUACUCAGUAGAUGAAUCUAUUUGAAUUAUAUCGACCCGACUUUACAUGUGAAAUCUAGUUAUCGAUAUAUUGAGUUAAACAAACAAAGAUGCAUACAGCUGCAAAACUAUGCAUGCAUGCUAAAAUUGAGGUGCAGUGUCCUUAAAUCUGCUUAUACCAAUUAUUGAUAUUUUUGGUAAAAUAAUUUGACUUCAAACAUAGCUAUGCAGAUUCUUGUAAAAACAAUAAAUUUGUUCAAAUAUUAA